Molecule: messenger RNA, 3565 nt
Organism: Arachis duranensis
Lineage: Eukaryota; Viridiplantae; Streptophyta; Magnoliopsida; Fabales; Fabaceae
Exons: 4
Coding region: 197-2938 (913 amino acids)
Cellular component (GO): nucleus
Molecular function (GO): transcription corepressor activity
Source: RefSeq, a predicted model, not a curated record
UAUUAUUCAUAUUAAUAUAUAUAUAAUAUAUCUCUAUUUUCUGUGUUGUGUGUGCAUAUCAAUCAGCGUGCGUGAGGAGGAGAAGAAGAAGAAGAAGAAGGUGUUUGGUUUGGUGAGAGAACACAGUCAUCUUCAAUUCAACCUUCUUCGUAGCCAUGAAACCUCUUCUUCUUUGUUAACGCAGCUUCGUUUCUUCAUGUGGGUCUCACCGACUGCUGCUGCUGCUUCUUCCAUGGAGGUGGAUGAGGUGCAAGUGAAUAAACUUGUGAAUUGUGUAGAUGAGCAGGCAGAUGAGCAAUCACUUACUCCAGAAUUUUCUGAUGAUUAUGACAAUUUCGGUGAUCCAGAUGUGUUUCCUCGAGUGGGCCAGGAGUACCAGGUCGAGAUUCCAUCACUGAUAUCAAAUUCUGAUUAUUCCUGGUUACAAAAGAAUUCACAUGAGGCAGAAAGCACAGUUAGUGCUCUCCAUGCAUUUCGAGUAGGAUUACCCAUCCCAUUGAUUCGGCUUACAAAUGAAGUUGGAAACUAUAAUCAUGAUCAUCUGAAAAAUGCAUGCAAGUCAUCAACUGGAGUUGGCAAGAAAAUUGAAUCUUCAAAACUUGAAUGCGUCAAAGAGACUCAGGGUGGUCCGGACUAUGAAAAACUGAAUCCGAAGCUCGAGGUGACUGACAGCACAUUGGUGGAUAGAAUGGAAUUGGGAAAUCCCAAUGUUAAGCAAGAGACGAAGCACGGAGUGAAAGACCUUCGUCUGGUUCCGGGGGCUGCAAGUGACACCUGGAAUGAAAUUGAAGAGAGCAGUUUUAUCCUUGGAUUAUAUAUAUUUGGGAAGAAUCUUGUUCAAGUGAAGAAAUUCAUUGGCAAUAAGAAGAUGGGUGAUAUAUUGUCAUUCUAUUAUGGGAAAUUUUACAAGUCUGACAGAUAUCAAAGAUGGUCUGGUUGCAGGAAAAUGAGAAGCAGAAAAUGCAUUUUUGGGCAAAAGAUUUUCACAGGACCAAGGCAACAAGAACUUUUGUCUCGUUUGUUACCCAACAUAUCAGAUGAAUGCCGCAAUAAAUUACAUGAGGUGUCAAAGACAUUUGUAGAGGGGAAAAUACUUCUAGAAGAUUAUGUUUUAACUUUAAAGGCCUUAGUGGGGCUCAAAGUUCUCGUUGAGGCAGUAGGAAUUGGUAAAGGGAAGGAAGAUCUAACAGGUCUCGCUGUAGAUUCUAUGAAGUCCACUCAGGGACUUCCUCUUCGCCCAGAAAUACCAGUUGGCAAAGCAUGUUCAAUGCUUACAUCUGGGGAAAUAAUAAGCUUUCUAACUGGUGAUUUCAGAUUAAGCAAGGCUCGGACCAGUGAUCUAUUUUGGGAAGCUGUUUGGCCUCGUUUACUUGCAAGGGGAUGGCACUCUGAGCAGCCAAGUUGUUACAAUUAUGCUGUUUCGUCCAAGAAUGCUCUGGUCUUCCUUGUCCCUGGAGUCAAAAAGUUUUCAAGGAAACUAGUGAAGGGAAAUCACUAUUUUGAUUCUGUCAGUGAUGUCUUGGGUAAAGUUGCUUCUGAUCCUGAGCUAAUUGAACUUGAGAAAGUUGCAGAUAAUGGUUGCACUGAGAGGGAUGGGAAUGGGUGGUGUGAAGAAACAAAAUUAGACAGGGAGAAUUCCCCUGAUCAGCCACGCCAUUGCUAUCUCAAGGUAAAACCUCCAAACCGCAGCAUGGAUGGAAUGAAAUUUACUGUUGUAGACACAAGUCUGGUUAGAGAAAAGAUGAAAAUGGUGAGAGAAGUGAGAAGCUUACCAUUUGAAGUUUUAAGAAGUUCUGCUUUUGAAAAUGAUUCAGAUACUUCAGAGGAACAAACAAAUGAAUCGGAAUCUGUCAACACCAUGUACUAUGAUAGGAAGAAGGCUGGAGGCGGAAUUUCUUCGGACUUGCAUGGUGUAGAAAGCAAUCCUUCUAAAGGGGAGCUUUCGAUAAGCAGCAUGGAUUCUACUGCUCUAUCUGCUGCCUCCAAGGACCAGAAGACAGACUUACCCAAUAACACACAGAGAAGAGAUGGUAUGAAGUGCCAAUCGCUACAGAGAAUGAUAUCUGACAACAAAAUAGAUUUAGUCCCCGCUGCAAAAAGACGGCGGAGAUUAACUGCGUGUAGCCGUCCAAAGAAAAAUGUCAACACAGCUAGUUUGUUUAUAGUUCCCAGAGUAAAACAAGAGGAGGCUAGUUUCUAUCCUGACACCCCGAAACAAAGUGCGAAUGUAACUGCCGGUUUAUUUUUCACUCCAGCUGUAAAACAAGAGAAGGCCAGUGAUCAUGCUUAUAACUCUGGACUUUGUGAGAAUGUUCCUUCAAUUAAAAUUCCACCUCAGGAAAGUAACUCAUUAUUUGGUCUUCCAACCCAGGGGAAUGAGACACUAGCAGGUCCAGUGUCAAAUUCCAGCUCAAUUAUCAGCACAGAAGCUAUUCCUGCUACUAGUUCUUCAGGUACCAAGGAUCGACAUGAGAAACCUCUGCUGCGGACUCUAAUUGACCUUAAUUUACCUGUUGCGCCUGAAGUUCAAGGCGAUGAAACUUCUGAGAAUGAAGCUUCUGACGUGCAGCAAAAGAACACAAGCAAGGAAUUAGAAGAGCUCAGUGUAGCAACAGUCUCCAAACCUGUGGAUCACUCUUACCAUCAGCCUGACAUACAAACCAGGAGACAGAGCACAAGAAACCGCCCUCCCACAGCAAAGGUGCUGGAAGCUUUAGCAUUUGGAUAUCUUGACAGAAAGGAGAAGCGAAGUCGUCGGGAUUACCACCAAGACAGUUCCAGACCUCCCCGACGUCGCAAAGCGGCAGGUUCUGGCAGUGGUGUCACAGGUCUUGAAAAAGAUGAAAAAGCAAAUGUUGUCUAUAAUGGUAAUGGUAACGAUAACAGCAGCAGUAACAGCAAUGUGUUAUGUACAGACUUCAAGUCUACUGAAGGAUAAAAGGAACCGAGUGUCCAAGCUUCUUUUAUGACUGACAAUGGAGAAUAAUACUUCCUUGAUUUUGUGCCCUGGAUGAUUGAUUAUUGUUGCCAGUUUGGUGGGGUCAAACAUCAGAAGGAAGGUUUCAGUUUUACAGCUUUAGAGAUGUGAAGAAUUUCCAUGGGGAAUGUUACCAUUAACUGCAAAGAGAGACAUAGAGAUCCCUCAGGUCUCUUUGCACUCAAACAAGAUCUGAGAAAGUGCUUUCUUUCAAGUCUCUGGAGUUGAAGUUCUAUGCUGUGUUCCCACCUGUCAAUACACACUGCAAGACAAUGCACAUUAUGAUUCUAGUUUCCUUCUUUUUCUUCUCUUUUGUUCAUUAUAGUUACAUGUUUAACCUUGCCAAUUCUGUCAAAUGAGGACAGAAUGAAGGAAAAUGGAGUGGUUUUCAGAAGGCUUUUCCCCUCUUUGGGUGUGUCCUCCUGAAUGAUUACUCCAAAUAUUCAUUAUACAUGCAUAUAUGAAGUGAUUCUCAUUCACAAUUACUUGCCUCUUGUUACUAGUGAUUUGCCUUCCCCUCUUGGAUUCCAAUAAUGGAUUGGAGGGAAUGAAAGGGGUAUUUUACAUAGAUAAAUAUACUUUUCCUUA